Molecule: messenger RNA, 12675 nt
Organism: Bursaphelenchus okinawaensis
Lineage: Eukaryota; Metazoa; Nematoda; Chromadorea; Rhabditida; Aphelenchoididae
Source: the annotation of a GenBank genome assembly
AUGCGGAUAAUUCUGAAUUAUCACCUGCCAUUUCGGUCCGUAUUUCUACUACUGUGUACACUAUUAAUAUGCGGGUUUCAAUCUACUGCCAAUCCAUUGAAGUAAGGGCUUUUAAAUAUGAUUUUUUAGGGAUUGUGAGUUAUUGUGGUUACUGUAAUUUUCCAAAAAUUUUUUGAAUUUUUUAAAAUGACGUUGUUUUGUAUGUCAUACCCCUACCCACAAGCCAUAUCUUUACCUUUUUACAAGCAAUCAGUCACAAAUUUUACCAAAAAAUCAUUUUUCAGUGUAAAACAAUGGGCCAACGACCUAUCAGCUCAUCUUCAGGCCAUGUUCGAAACGGCGACCAAACACAAAGAGAUUGUUAGGGUGUGUACUAUAAUAUAACCUUUCUAACUAAUUCUGCCUUAAUUUAGCCGAAAUUAAUGCCUUUCUUUUUCAGAUAUACGAAAAACUGUCCAAUGCUGAAGUUUUCCAGCCUCAUGCUGAAUUACGAGCCGCCAAACGACAAAUCGAAGCUUAUUUGAGGGAUCGAGCCAAAAUGGCUUGGGUAAGUUUAUUCUUUUUGCCGUUUCUUUUUGAAUUUAGAAGUUGUUCUGCGAUCAAAAUAAAAAAAUAUGGUUUUUAAUAUGUCUAGUACAAUAUUCUUUACCCAAAAAUCAUAUUUGUCUUCUUUAUUAUAGUUUAUUUUAAAAAAUACGGAACGAUAUCGGCGCGCGUCAAAAAGAAUUGGCGAAUUUGCCUUGAGUUUGUUAGGAAAAGCGGCCAAUUAUUCUUUUUGACGCGGGCGCAUAAAUUUUGGUUUGAGGCCUGUUUCAGCUAGUUUUUGGGGAUUUUUAGAUAUUUUAAUGAAUGUUAUGUUUUGGCAAUAGAUAUAUGACAAUUUUAAAGUUUAUUAACUUUGUGUUAUCACUUUAUUUCUAGCCUUAUUACAGGAUUUUAGUUUUUAAUGGUUAUUAGUUAGUUUUAAGUUGUUAUUUCUAAUUUUUAGACGAGAAAUAUGCUUUUUAAGUAUUAUAUAAUGUAUUAGGCUAACUUUUAGUUUAAAUAACUUUGGUCUAUCACGUUGAUUUGUGUCUGUUUUGACUGUUUUUAUUUGAUUUUGAGCUGUUCUUGAUGGAUUUUUAGGUAUUUUUAAUGAGUUUUUGACUCUUUCUACGCCAGAAAUUUGGUUCUUAGGUAUUAAUAUACAUUUAAAAGACUUUUAAGUUGAUUUUCUUGAGCUUUUUCACUCGAUUUUUUGCUUUUUUUGAUAAUUUUUUUUAUCAAUUUUAGAUAUUAAACUUGGUGUUUUUGGCCGUUUUUUGGUGAUUAUUAGCUGUUUCUUGCCUUAUUUUAGCUUUUCUUCAUCAUUAUUUUAAUUUUUCUAUAUUUAUAUAGCUUUCCUGCCAUUUUCAGUACCUACAUCAAUAUAAAAUUUACUUUCAGGACGCGAAGAUCAGCUUAGAAUCUCGUGAAGUUCGGAAUAUAUCAGACGAAUCAGUUAACGACCAAUAUUCGGCCGAAUUCGUUAGGUAUUUGGAUGCCAAAACGGAAGGAGAAGCUGCUGUUGUCUACCAGGAUGGUCAUCUAGGUGAACCGGUGUAUGUGAACAAGACGAGGGACUACGAACUCAAGCCGAAUGUCAACUUUUAUGGUGUCAGGACGAGUUCGGAGUCGUCGGCCGUUCAUAUCCCUACCCCGGUUUAUAAGCGAAGUAAGGGUUGUUUUAGUUUUUUUUUGAUAGGAGGGGCAGAGCUAGGGUAUGGCGGGGGGGGGUAGGGAAGGCGGGGAGAUAGAGUAUUCUAGGGUCUGAUAGGACAGGGUUGGGUAGGGUAACGUAGGGGAAGAGUAAGAUAAUACAGGGAUGUCAGGCCAGUGCUGGGCUGAGCAGGUCAGGCAUGGUAGGUUAGGGUAGAUCAGGACAGGGAAUGCAGAUAAAGCAAUUCGGAGUAGGGUAGGGCAAGAUAGGGUACCGUACGGCAAAAUAGGAUAUGGUAGGGAGGAGUAGAGUAGGGCACACCAGGGCCCAGUGGGGCAUGGUAGGGUAGGGUAGGAUAAGGUAGGGUAAAGUAGGGUAGGGUAAUAGGGUAGGGUAGAGUAGUGUAAGGUAAAAAACUUUUAAUAAAAUAAAACCUAAUCUUUUAUUACCCAAAAAACUUACCACACCUCCACUUCCAGACCCAUACGUUCUAAAAAGAAUCGACUGGUCGAAUGUGGAUCAAGUGUACCGUCGCAACCGUGAGCGUAUGAAAGACUUGUCAUACCAAAAGUUUUGUUCCGAAUCCGGCUUUAUGCGCUACUUCCCAGCUGCGCCCUGGCGCUGGGAUGCGGAUGGACUGGACUUGUUUGACUGUCGAGCUACAGAAUGGUUUAUCGAUGCCGCCACGAUGUCGAAGAAUGUGCUGAUCAUGCUGGAUUUGAGUGGAUCAAUGUUGGGGCAGAGGUAUGAAAUAGCCAAACAGACGAUUGAGGCCAUCUUGGAGACGUUAUAUGACAAUGACUUCUUCAAUGUGCUGGCGGUGAGUUAUUUUUUUAAGGGUAUGGGCGGGUAUGAAAUUAAUUUUUAAACAGUGUAGGGGGUGGUCUAGACUAGAUAAGGCAUGGCAGGGUACAAAAUUAAUUUUUUUAUAGCACGGGUAGCGUAGAGCUAGGGUAUUUGAGGCAAGGAGGGGGUCGGGUAGGGUAAGACUAGGGGUAUGAUAUUAAUUUUGUUUUGGCAGAAUUGGGCUAGUUAGGGCAUGGGCGGGGUAAAAAAUUAAUUUUUAAUGGAACAGGUAGGGAUGGUCUAGUUAGGGCAUGGGAGGGGUAUGAAAUUAAUUUUUCUAUGCCAGAUAUCAGGCUGACCUAAAUUUUUCAAAUUUGUUACCUGAUUUUUUAUUUUUUUCAGUUUUCAAAGAACGCUCAAUUCCUGGAUGACUGUGCCAGUGACACUUUGAUUCAAGCCACGAUGAGAAACAAGAAGUUGAUCUGGAGUAAGCUAGCCAAUGUCACAGCUGAAGGCAAAGCAGAGUACGAAAAGGCAUUGGCCAAGGCUUUUACUACGCUUAUGAAUGUGAGUUUUAUUGUCAUAGUAUCUUAUAGUACUGUAAAAAUGUUAAAGUACUAUAUAUACGCAAGGUAUGGUACUAUAUAGUACUGUGAAAAAUAUCUAGUACUAUGUAAACUCAAUUAGUAUGAUGCUAUAUAGUACUACAUAGUUAAAUAUAGUACUAUAUAGUAUUAUACUACUUUUUGACUUUUGGUACUGAAAUUUGAAACACUAUAAGGUCUCAAAAAAGUCUUGUCGCCAAAUUACAUUGAAUUAUAUAAGUAAAAGCGACAAGACUUUUAUAAAACCUUUGUAUUAAUGUAAAAAUGAGUGUUUUGAUGCAAAAAUAACUGCCAAAGUAAGAUCAGUAACGCUGUUUUGCAAUAUAAUGCUUUAUAUGUAUUUACAUGUAUAACAUAAUAUAAAAGCAGUGUUUGCUUGAUAUUAACGCUUAUAACGCUUCAAUGGUAAUUUUUUAAAAUUAUUGACCCUAAGGGUCUUUACAGCAGAUUUUUUGAAUUUAGCUGUUUUUAUUGCUUACUAACAUAUAAAAAUGGUCAUAAACAUUAGUAUUAAGGUGUUUUAGUGACAUUUUAUACGAUCAAAAGUGUUUUAGUGACAUUUUAUACGAUCAAAGAUGUUUUAGCGAAAUUUUAUACGAUCGAAAGUAUCUUAGUGACAUUUUAUAUGAUCUAAGGUGUUUUAGUGACAUUUUAUACGAUAAAAGGUGUUCUAGUGAUAUUUUAUACGAUUAAAGGUGUUUUAGUGACAUUUUAUACGAUAUAAGGUGUUUUAGUGACAUUAUAUACUAUCAGAGGUGUUUUAGUGACAUUUUAUACAAAAAACUCACUACAUAACCAUAUGCUAAUGUAAGACUGUAAAAAUAUGCUUAAAAGUAAUAUAAACUGCCAUAACUAAUGAAACGCUUAAUCUCACGCUUUGAACUGUUUUGCUUCGCUUAAGCUUAAACCAUCACAACUGGAAUGGCGCACGAAAGAGGAAAUCGACCGGGAAAAGGACGAGGGCGGGGGUUUGGACCCGCAAAAACAAUAUAUUCAACUGAACGAACACUUCCUGGUCGUUGAUCGCAGCUACAUCGACGCUGUAGGUGGUCGCUGGUGUUGUGUGGUCCGAUUCUUUGUUGCUCGCUAGCUGAAAUUUUGCGUUUGUGUGACAUUUUGUUCACUUUUUAUUGGUUUUUGGGGUUUGUGACAUUACGUUUGUUUUGUAUUGGUUUUUGGGUUUAUGUGACGUUUCGUUCACUUUGUAUUAGGUUUUUUGUGUUUUUGACAUUGCGUUUACUUUGUAUUGUUUUUUUUAAAUUUCAAAUUUUUUGACUAUUUUAUAAUGGUUAGUGUUUGAAAAUGUUAUAUUCGUUUAUUUUACCAAUUUGUGGUCUUGUGAGAUUUCGUCCACUUAGUAUCGAUUUUUGGAUUUAUUAAAAAUUUUAUAUUAUAUAUGAUAAAACCUAUUACUGAUAGCAUUUUUGAGUAACUUUUUGCAUUGUUUUAUUUUGUGACAUUUCGUUUACUUGGUAUUGAUUUAGAGUAAAGCAGAGUUUGGUGGAGCAGGGCAUUGCGUAUUUUUUAUCAGGGUUUAAAUUACAGAUUUUAUAGUUUUUCUUCGUAUUUUACUAUACUUUUUGUUUUUGACAUUUCGUUCAUUUUGUAUCGAUUUUUUUGAAAUUGUUUUUAACGUCAUCAUUUUGUGCCCUUACUGUGCUGUAACACUGUAAUUUAACCUUACUAACACAAAAUAUAAGUUAAAAACACAUUUUUUUAGUUGUACUAUAUUGUACUGGUACUAUUUUUUAGUUGUACUCUACUGUACUAGUACUAUUUUUUAGUUGUACUCUACUGUACUAGUACUAUUUUUACUUGGUGUAUUACCAUCUUGUACCCAUAUCGUUAUCAUUAUGUUUUUGAUUAAAAUGUUGUCCAAACUUUUUCAGAUUUUACCUUAUUUUAGUUUAAAAUUGACAUAAAUAAUGCAGGUUAUACUGACGAUAUUGUUUUAGAUCAACAACUUUAGUGGAAACACCAAAAUGGGCUGCAAUGAUGUUAUCAUGCUUAUCACUGAUGGUGCACCCGACUUUUACAAAGAUGUCUUUGAGCUUUAUAAUAAGCAUAAGCAGGUGGGUAAUUUUUUUUGUGAUAUGGGACCUCUAUAGUAUAGGGGAAUCGGAAAUGUUAGAGCAAUAUAAUGUACAAUAUACUGCAGAGGUACUGAAGGGUAGGGUAGGAUGGGUUAAGUUAGGGUAGGUUAAAGUAGGGGCUAAUGUAGUAGAGGUUACGGUAGCCUCAGAUCAGUAUAAGGUACUGUAGACCUUAUAUUAAGGUUUGGCAGUUCGAAGUGUAAUAGGUAAUAUUGAAUGUGGCAGGGCAAAUUAUUUUAGUAAUAGGGCAUAGGGUACGGUAGGCAUAGAUAUGUAAAGUAUACGGCAGGGCUACUGUAGUAUAGAUUGUGAUAGCUUUAGAGCAACACGGUGUACGGUAGGCUUUGAGUAGUUGGGUAAAAUAUGGUACUGUAUGGUAAUGUAGAGUAGGGUAGGGUAUGGUUGGGCAGGGUAGAGUAGGGUAAAGUGUGGUUGGGUAGGGUAGGGUCGGGUCGGGUAGGGUAGGGUAAUGUUGGAUAGGGUUGGCAGUAAUAACAUUUUUUUUAAUUUAAAAAACCAUAUUUUAGGUCCGGUUCUUCUCGUUUUUGGUAGGAGAAGAAGCGACAGACUUUGAACAAGUCCGCUGGAUGGCCUGUAACAACCGUGGCUUCAUGGUUCAUAUCAGUAAUUUGGCUGACAUUUUGGAGAAAAUUCAACAUUAUGUUAGGGUACUGUCAAGGCCUAUCAGUCAUCAAGCUACCAAUAUCAAUCAAGAAAGUGCCGUUUGGAGCAGCAUUGCUAGGGAAAGAAUGGUAAGAACUUUCUUUACAAAUCUUAAAAUUGCAAGAACUUUCUUUACAAGAAGAAAAAUGGCAAAAACUUUUUUUACAAAACAAAAUGGCAAGAACUCUUUGCAAAACUUAAAAUGGCAAGAACUUUCUUUGCAAAACUUAAAAUGGCAAGAACUUUUUUUACAAAACAAAAAAUGGCAAAAGUUGUCAAAAAGAAAUUUUUUUUGCACGGUGCAAUCAGCUUUAUAUUUUGCACAGUGCAAAAUUUUUAAAAAAAAUUUGUUGAACUUUUAUUUGAAAAGCUAUAAAUUAAAAAAUAUUUUUAAUAGAUCGCUACUAUUAUGUUCUAAAUCUUGAACUGCUUUUUAUAGUUCUUUGUUACUUAAACUUUGCAAAUUAAAAAUUUUAAUUUUUGUUGCACGGUGCAAUGGAUCAUAUCGAUUGCACCGUGCAAAAAAUAAGAAAAAGACAAAUUAUAUGACAAAACUUUUUAGAGUAACGAAUUUGUGAUCUCAGUGGGAUAUCCAGUGAUAGUGGAAGAGGCUAUUAUGGGCGUGGCAGCGGUCUCAAUACCUCUAAUUGAGGUACAACAGAUCGCUCAUCCAUCGUAUAUCGGGUCGACUAGCUAUUACUUUAUGUUAGACAACAAUGGCUAUACCAUGUUUCAUCCACAGUUGGACCAGUUUGUGAGUUUUUCGAAAAUUUUAACGUGAAGUUUUAUACGAUAAAAAGUGUUUUUUGUGACAUUUUAUACGAUAAAAAGUGUCCUAGUGACUUUUUAUACGAUCAAAUGUGUCUUCAAACUAAAAAUGACAUUUCUUAUAUUACCCUACUUUCAGGACACAGUAACCGGUGAAGUCAAGCCAAUUUUCAACAAUUUGGACUUCUCCGAAGUCGAAGUAACACCCCCAAUGCACAAGAAACCCAAGCCCGGCUUCAUUAAUUGUGAUGACACUGGAACAAAAGAGCUUACUGUAUUAUUCUCAACAGAAGACAUUCGAAGGGUCUACGUUCAGAAGAACACUUAUCACUCCGAAUGCAUCGAUGGAACUCAGUUUACGUAAGUUUUCUAGUUUUUUUACUGUACUACUGACUCUUAUCUUACUGGGUUAUUCUAUAGUAGGCUUAGGCUUGGACUUAUUACUAGGAGGAGAUCAAAUCUUUUGGUUUAGAAGACUUAGGCUUAGUAAGUUUGGGCUUUUGUUCGGUAAGUUUUGACAUAAUAGAGCUUGGCUUGGUAGACUCAAGCUUAUUAUCAAGCACAAUCAGCAUAGACUUAGUCAGCUUUGGCUUAAGCUUAGGCUUAUUAGUAUUAGGUUAAAUUGGCGUAGUAUGCUUAGAAUUAGUAGCUUUGGGCCUACUAGGGUCAGGCGUAGUUUUUUAGGUCUAACAGACUAGACAGCUUAGGCUUAUUAGACGUAGGCAUAGCCAGCUUAGGUUCAGUCGAGUCAAGCUUAGUAGGCUUAGGCUUAGUAAACUCAGACAGCUUAAGCUUAGACCGCUUAGGUCAACUUAGGCUUAGUAGCCUACGGCGUAGGAGGCUCAAGUUAAGUUGGCUCAGGCUUAGUUCGUUUUGGUUUAGGCAGAGUCUAUUUAAAAUUAGGUUUAGUUGAUGCAGUUUUAAACUUCUUAUAAACUAAAAGAUUUUCAGGCUAGGCCUAGCAGUAGCGGAGGGAGAUGAAGUGCGUCUGAGCCGCAAAGGUAUGAUCGACUGGAAUUCGGUUGAUUUGGAAUGGAUGCGAGGUAAAAACUGGCGAAUCCAUCCCAAAUGGCGUUACUGCCUCCUCAAUGACAGUGAUACCGACUUGGGUCCGGAGGCGGCGUUCCAAAUCUAUGCUAAACAUAUGAGAGAUUACGGCGAACUGCCGGUAUUGUGCCGUGCCAGGCGGCGUCUCAUCGACCGGUUGAUUCUGGACCUUCAAGCCAGCACGGAUUUCGGCCAGUUGUGGGACGAGGAGUGGUCGAAGAACAAAGAAAAUGGCAUUCAUUUGACCUUCUUCGCUGCGCCAAGUGGAAUGAUAAGAUUCGCUAAUCAGAGUUUGGAGGAGUUCGCUUACGAAAAGGCUAUGCCAGAUCAGGAAUUCAAAACAUAGUAGGUUUUGGAGGGAUUUUUUGAUUUUUUAAGUGGAGGUGGAGAGUGGGGGAAGGGGGGGGGGUGGGUAAUAUAGGUGGUGAUGAAGGGCUUCUUUUGGUAAGGAACGGGUACAAUUGGGCGAGUGAGUAGCAAGCAGGUAAUGACAGAGUUGGGGUAGGGAUAGAAAUAGGCCAAGGCUAAAAAUGAACAAAGAUAGGGCUGAUAUUGGCUAGUGUAAGGGUAAAGCUUGGUCCUAUGGAAGGAGGGGGGGGGGGGGUGAAUAGGCUUUGGUUUAAGGGUAGGUAACAAAGAGCGUGCAUUUAGAUGCACUUCAGUAAUAGUAUAGGAAUAGCAUUGGGCAAGGGGAGGGCUAGAAAUGGAUACAAACAGGGGUAGAUAAUAUGGGUAAAGGUUGGGGUAGAUAUGGGCAAGGGUAGGGAUAGAAUAAGUUUUUUAUAAUAAAAUUUUGUUAGACUAGGUUAGCGGUACAGUAUGGUGUAGGUAGAGUUGGGUAUAGUGAAGUUGUUGUGGGGCAUGUUAGGGUAAAGCUAGGUUAAUAUAAAGUAAGGUAGGGUAUCGCAGUAAAGGGAAAGGCAGGUUAUAUUAGGCCGUCGUAGGGCAGGGUAAAGUAGGAUAGGGUAGCGUAGGGUAGGGUAAAGUAAGGUAGGGUUUAAUAACGUACGGUAUAGGGUUGUAGGACAGGUUAAUUUUAAUUUUUUUCAAUUUUCAGCGGGUAUCGACACUUUGUGUUGGAACAAAACACAAAUUCGGUGGAAGACGAGUAUUACAAACGGGCAGUUAGGCAAAAAGGAAAGAUUUUAUUCGAUAUUAACAGGGGAUGUAAGUUUUUUUUAAAAUUUUUUUUCAGGUUUCGAAGGUUAAACUUUCUUUUAAAAUUUUUUAUUUUUUUACUUUUAAUUUUAGCUCAUUUAUGGUACAAAAAGCCAGAAAACACAUUUUUCGGCCACAAAGAGAACGUCUCACUGCUUGGCCUAGCCUACAAAGCCGUCUAUACGAACGACGCUUUGGUUGGAGUGGCUGGCGUUGAGUUCUUAUAUGAUAAACUGGCAGAGAGAAUGAAGGAAUUCGGAUGCAAACCUGAGGUAAGUGUAAGAACCUUCUUUACAAAACAUGAAAUGGCAAGAACUUUCUUUACAAAACAUGAAAUGGCAAGAACUUUCUUUACAAUACAUGAAAUGGCAAGAACUUUCUUUACAAAACAUGAAAUGGCAAGAACUUUCUUUACAAAACAUGAAAUGGCAAGAACUUUCUUUACAAAACAUGAAAUGGCAAGACCUUUCUUUAAAAAACAUAAAAUGGCAAGAACUUUCUUUACAAAACAUGAAAUGGCAAGAACUUUCUUUACAAUACAUGAAAUGGCAAGACCUUUCUUUAAAAAACAUAAAAUGGCAAGAACUUUCUUUACAAAACAUGAAAUGGCAAGAACUUUCUUUACAAUACAUGAAAUGGCAAGAACUUUCUUUACAAAACAUGAAAUGGCAAGAACUUUCUUUACAAAACAUGAAAUGGCAAGAACUUUCUUUACAAAACAUGAAAUGGCAAGACCUUUCUUUAAAAAACAUAAAAUGGCAAGAACUUUCUUUACAAAACAUGAAAUGGCAAGAACUUUCUUUACAAUACAUGAAAUGGCAAGAACUUUCUUUACAAAACAUGAAAUGGCAAGAACUUUCUUUACAAUACAUGAAAUGGCAAGAACUUUCUUUACAAAACAUGAAAUGGCAAGAACUUUCUUUACAAAACAUGAAAUGGCAAGAACUUUCUUUACAAAACAUGAACUGGCAAGAACUUUCUUUACAAAACAUGAAAUGGCAAGAACUUUCUUUACAAAACAUGAAAUGGCAAGAACUUUCUUUACAAUACAUGAAAUGGCAAGAACUUUCUUUACAAAACAUGAAAUGGCAAGAACUUUCUUUACAAAACAUGAAAUGGCAAGAACUUUCUUUACAAAACAUGAAAUGGCAAGAACUUUCUUUACAAAACAUGAAAUGGCAAGAACUUUCUUUACAAAACAUGAAAUGGCAAGAACUUUCUUUACAAAACAUGAAAUGGCAAGAACUUUCUUUACAAUACAUGAAAUGGCAAGAACUUUCUUUACAAAACAUGAAAUGGCAAGAACUUUCUUUACAAAACAUGAAAUGGCAAGAACUUUCUUUACAAAACAUGAAAUGGCAAGAACUUUCUUUACAAAACAUGAAAUGGCAAGACCUUUCUUUAAAAAACAUAAAAUGACACACUAUUUACAGGACGAUACUCAGCGUUGUUUCCUAAUCGACGAGCAUGCUUAUGUUGUCUACAGUAGUCAAAAGGAGACAGAGUAUACCAAAGUGGUCAAGAAUGAAACGAGACAAAGCCAGAAGACAGUGUUGGGAUCAUUCUUUGGCCAUUUGAACAGAGUUACCGAGUGGACAAUGGAGGUUUUGAUCAAAAAAGGAUUUUACUCAGAGUAAGACUUUUUGAAAUUUUAAAAUACAAAAAAAAUUUUUUGAUUAAAAUGUUACCAAAAGAGCUGGAAAAUAUGAAAAAUGGUACCAUAAUUCGCCAGUUGGUAAAAUCAGUUUUAUAAAUUUUAAAAACAAAAUAUAUGACACAUUUGAUGACGAUAUUGUUAUAGAUCAACGUACUGGGACAACCAAGCCAUGUGUGAUGUGGUCGAACCUACAGCUGCUUCUAGUUUCAAAAUUAAUGUAAGUUAACCCAGAGCCCUAGCCCAGAGCCUUAGCACAGAGCCAUAGCCCUAGCUCAGAGCCCUAGCCCAGAGCCCUAGCCCAGAGCCCUAACCCAGAGUACUAGCCUAGAGCGCUAGUCUUAGCCCAAAGCCUUAGCCCAGAGCCCUUGCUCUCAGCUCUAGUUGUCUUUGGCUUGCCGUGACUCUAAUCAUUUGUAAGAUGCUUUACAGUACUCUAACUUAGUCAUUAUCAACUCCUCUUACCCUGGCCCCCACUCUUAAUUAUAAAUCUGGCCUCGCCCUGCCUAUACACUAUUUUUAUCAUAUCCUUAUUGUACCUAUAUCUUGCUUUUUAUCUUACCCUGCCCAGCAGAAGACGAAUUUUACUUUGUCCUGUUCUAAGUCUUUCUCAAUUCUACUUUACCCUAGCUUUAACUGCAUUCUAUCUUAUCGCUUCUAACAUAAUAUUGUUUCCAGACCAUCUACCGCCAGCUCAUAACCAUCUUAAAAUACUUCUACCGUCAAGCCCUCAAGCUAAUGUCAUCAAUAUCAAUGUCACCAACAACAGCCUUAUCAACCUUCUUCGCUGUCCAACCACGACCAGCCGAAGCUUUCACGACCACUUUUAAACCGACCGUUGGCCGAUUGCCUUGCCGAACCAAGUCCAAGUUUUAUUUGGCCAAUACGGAACGGAAAGGAACGGCGACAGCAGCGUUAUUGGAAGAAAACUACGCGGAACGACCGUGCAAACAGAACGCUGCUCAAUGUGCUGUGUAAGUUUUUGAAAUUUUAAAAAUUUUUUGAUUUGUAAAGAAAGUUCUUGCCAUUUCAUGUUUUGUAAAGAAAGUUCUUGCCAUUUCAUGUUUUGUAAAGAAAGUUCUUGCCAUUUCAUGUUUUGUAAAGAAAGUUUUUGCCAUUUUUUGUUCUGUAAAGAAAGUUCUUGCCAUUUUAUGUCUUGUAAAGAAAGUUCUUGCCAUUUUUCUCAAUAAAAGGUAAUGACAUGUUAUUUUUAGAAAAGUAUACGCCUCAUGGGUAGAAAACACUAACUUAUUAAUGGUGGUGAUAAAACAAGGACAACGAUCGUCCUGCUACGAUGAUAAACACUGCCCAUUGGCCAAAACAGUGCCAUUCGGCUUCGAACGCCUAACGCCGAGUGAAGUAAAACAACGGGAAAAACAACGGUAGGCAGGAAUUUUCUUUACAAAAUGAAAAAUAUUAUGAAUGUUGCCUUAGGAAGUCAAAAUUAAAGUUUUUGGCUCGUUUUGAACAAUUUUUGGAAGUGGAAGUUGAGUGGAAGAUUUGCAAUGUAUUUUACACUGAAAAUCUUCCAUCAGACUUUCUUUUUCAAAAACUUCUAAAAUGGCAUAAAAACGUUUUUAACAAUUUUUGGGAUUGGAAGUUGAGUGGAAGAUUUGUAAUGUAUUUUGCACUAAAAAUCUUCCACUAAACUUCCACUUCUAAAAAGUGUCAAAAACGUGUUUUUAGCUCGUUUUAAGACAUUUUAAAAAUGGAAGUUGAGUGGAAGAUUUUUAGUGCAAAAUACAUUACAAAUCUUCCACUUAACUUCCAUUAUUUUAAAAAAGUUGCGAAAUGUAUUUUUCUGUGUGUAACAUGUUUCCCACAGCCUGCGGAACUUAAAAAAUGACAAAAAAUAUAAAAAAAAACCACCCAAACAACCCCAAAAAACAAAACAAAAACAACCAUAGAAACCACAAAAACAGAAUAAAAGGACCAUAAAAUGGAUGAAAAAAGAAAAAAAAAUGAAAAAAAAAGUUGAAAAAAAAACACGCCUCUGAUAAAGAAAAUUACAGUUUGGGUAGUGGCGAACUGGACGAUGAUGAUGAAGGUCCGCGAAGCCAGUGCCCUUCCACGAAACCUCAUCAUCGCAAAACCGUGGCCCAGUGCUUAAGAGAGCCGGCCAAGUUGAAAGAACUGGACCCGGAGCUCCGACCUUGCUCAAUGACCUCAAACACUAUCAUAUCGAGUGCUUUGGUAUUAGGCGCUCUAGUGCUAUUAGUCUAA